Diaporthe amygdali is the source of this 1641-nucleotide messenger RNA. RefSeq lists its product as uncharacterized. The transcript is spliced from 3 exons. The coding region runs from base 1 to 1641 and encodes 546 amino acids. Lineage: Eukaryota; Fungi; Ascomycota; Sordariomycetes; Diaporthales; Diaporthaceae. The record is from RefSeq and is a predicted model, not a curated record.
AUGGCAGCGGCCACCAAGGUUGCUUUCAGUCCAAUCAAUUCAACACAACCCUCACCUUCGACCGUCUUUGCUCCCUUUGGGCGGCGUCUUGCCAUCGCUUUGCAUCAACGGGUCAGACGCUCAGUCAUCGUUCUCUUCCAGGCACAUCUGCCUAUGGGCAUGGCAAAGUCUGUUGAGUGCACCAUGGCAGAUCCACAGCAAUCUCUGGCCAAAGUGCCACAGUUUAGAGGCCAAAUGCCCUCGCUGCUGGUUCAAGAUGGCUCUAGCAUUUGCGACACAGACCUCACUGCCGACACGAGCCCUGAACGAUAUGUCUAUUCAUAUAUGGGCAACGAGGACGAAGGCCCUGAAGAGCAAGAGUACGCCCGAAUCACCGGAUUCGAUAUCGAUUACACGAAUGCCGACAACCUUUCGUUCAAUGGCUUCAGAUCAAUGCGAGGUUACCUGUCUGGUGGAGCGGCCCACUAUCUGGUUUCUGAACGUCGUUGGUCUAACGAAGGCGAUUCUGAUGAGACUGUCGGCCAAAAGAAUGUGAUCAUCAUUUUUGUUGGCAUUGCCACAAUCGAGGAAUGCCUGGUGUGUGAAAAGUCUGAGACCAUUCUUCCAGUCAAUAGAGCAUUCGACGCUUUGAUGGACACCCUUGGCAUGCAUACCCGUCGCACUCGCAACCCUCUUGCCUUCACGUUCCUUCGGGCAAUCCGAAAUGCAUUCAUUGCAAGCCGAAGAGCUGAGAUAGAAAUUCACCUGAGAGACUGCAAUGGAUCGCCAUCAGAGCCAAGUGAUUUGUCAGGAUUGGACAGGAUGGUGUUGGACGUUAUGGACAGACACAUUGCAUUCUUGAUCACCAAGAAACCACUGGCUCGCCUAGCCGUUCCAUUUCCUUUGGAAAAGACGUUGAGGCUUCGCUUGAUACAGGUCAAGAACCAGUUGGCGAGAAAAUCAGGCAUUGAGAAAUGCUUCACGACCUUCGUGCCGACCAUUCCUGCCGCGCAGCAGAUCGCAUGGCCGCGAGCCGGGAAGGCCGCAGCAUGGGAUGCUGCUCAAGCCAAGCUACGUGCAAGCCAAUCGACCCUGGAAAUUGUCUCAAAUCUGAACGAGGGCUCAGAAUGCAUCCGACCGACCAAUCUUGAAGCAUCCACCGACGCGCGCGCCUCCUCCAACUUGAUUCUUCCCCCUGUCAUCCCUGGCAUUCUCACGGACGCACCGAUGAGCUCUCUACCCUCUGUUCCUGAUUCAUCAGCGGCACACCCAGAUGCUCUGUCCGGCUUGCAGAUUUUCAAAACCGCCACCUGUCAGGUCCGGAACGUCAUCAGACGCUCCCAAGACACUAUCAUGUUUAAGAAGUUCGUUGGUCAGGUUGAGAACGACAUCGAGCAGUUUCAUGCUACGUUGCGUAGCAGCCUGACAUUAGUCAAGCCUAGUCCCGCCAGCGAGACUGGCACCCCCGGACCUGAGCUUGAUUUGAUUCUGGAUCACCAGCACACUCGCACCCUCAUGCUUAUUGGCUUGGGACUGAUCCAACAACAGUGGAAAGAGCAAUAUCUCACUGAACAAGAUCGCCAGAAGAUCAUCAGCGAUAUCGAGACAGAGCUUCGCAUGAUCAAAGAGGCCGCUAGUCAUGUCUACUCAGCCAGAGCCUGA